Messenger RNA from Suillus clintonianus, 408 nucleotides. RefSeq lists its product as uncharacterized. The coding region runs from base 1 to 408 and encodes 135 amino acids. Lineage: Eukaryota; Fungi; Basidiomycota; Agaricomycetes; Boletales; Suillaceae. The record is from RefSeq and is a predicted model, not a curated record. Gene Ontology annotation, biological process: rRNA processing. Gene Ontology annotation, molecular function: DNA binding; peptidyl-prolyl cis-trans isomerase activity. The transcript is spliced from 5 exons.
AUGGGCAAGAAACAAUCGGGGUCGGCUGAGAAAAAGCCUGCAGAAAAGAAAGGUGGAAACAAGAACGCCGACAAAAGUGACCAAUCCGAGGGCAAAGGAAAGGCUGGUUUGAAGGCCGCAACUGCAAUCAACGUCCGCCAUAUUCUAUGCGAGAAACACUCCAAGGCGACUGAGGCACUGGAGAAGAUCCAGGAGGGCCAGCGCUUCGACAAGGUAGCGCAAGAAUACUCGGAGGACAAAGCUAAAGCUGGUGGCAGUCUUGGAUGGAUGGUGCGAGGGUCUAUGGUCGGUGCAUUCCAAGAUGCCGCAUUCGCCCUUACUCCGUCAACUGUUGACAAGCCCAUUUUGUCGUCUUUGGUUAAGACGAAUUUCGGAUACCACAUCAUCAUGGUAGAGGGCCGUCGAUGA